Messenger RNA from Volvox carteri f. nagariensis, 1886 nucleotides. RefSeq lists its product as uncharacterized. The coding region runs from base 31 to 573 and encodes 180 amino acids. The record is from RefSeq and is a predicted model, not a curated record. The transcript is spliced from 4 exons. Lineage: Eukaryota; Viridiplantae; Chlorophyta; Chlorophyceae; Chlamydomonadales; Volvocaceae.
CGUCAUUUGCGCAAUCAGUACUUCUUCAAGAUGGCUCCUCUCGCCCUGAACCGUGCUGCUUCUCGCGUCAGCGCUCCAGCUGCGAGCCCACGGAUGGGCGCUGUCCGGGUUCCUCGCACGAUCGUUUUUGCACAGGAGCCUCGCUUUACGCUUGAGAACAGCAAGCAGGCGGCCGAGGGCUUUGUGGAGAAGGAUACUGCUGGCCAGAGCAACAUGUAUCCCACAAUUAUGAAGCCAUUCGAGGCGGGCAGCGCUGCUGACACCGUUCAGCAGGACUCUUUUAACAACGCUUUGGCUGUGGGCUCCACUGUUUUGGCUCUGGGUGCCAUUGGCCUGGGUCUCACGGCGCUCAUCAACACCGGCGGCAGCGCACCAGCUCCCGACGUGGAGGAUUACUCUGCCUACCUGUCACUGUCCGCUUACUCGGCCAAGUUCUCGGAGCAGCUGGCGCCGCUCAAGGUGGUCUCCGUCCCGGUGGUGGCGGAGGUGGUGGUGGCGCCCCCGGUUGCCGCGGAGGAGGUGGCGGUGGCGGUGGCGUCACCCGUUGAGGUUGCCGAGGCACCGGCGCCGUAAGGUGGUGCAGACGGCGGCGCCCGUAUAUUCAACUAACUAACUAACUGACUGGCUGUGGGAAGAGAGGAGUGGCCCCCGCUAUAUCCGCCUUAGGUUCCUCUCUCCGGUGGGGGGUGGGGUGGGGUGGGGGUGGGGCGUCGCUCUCGUCGGAGCUGCAGCAAGAGGUUUUGGCCUCUGCUUGUUUGCAUGCUGGCCCUUUUUCCGCUCCCUCUCUCUCUCUCUCCCCCUCCCGCUCUCUUUUAUCGUCCGAGGGGGGAUUCACGGGGAACGAGGACGACGACGAGUGUGUUUGAGCGGGAUAUGGUGGUGGGCCGGAAGGGGAAACGGAACGCUCGUCCCCUCUGGAGUGCGGCAACGAAAGUGCCUUUUUCCUCGUCGGCUGUCAGAGUCAGAGUCGGCAUGGCGCAGCUUUUGCGAGGUCGACGUUUGUUGCUACCUUGGCCCACGUUGAUGUGAGGUGAUGUAGUUUUAGUAUGAUAGGGGGGUGGAAUCUCUACGGGGCCCUUGAGCUGCAUUGCGGCUUCAUCUUAAGUCCCCGUGUUUUGCUGGCGUACAGUGCUACCGAUCCCGCGUGGCAUCGUAUGAUGCUGGGCAUGUCGUCGGGUCAGCCUCUCGCAUGACGCAAAGGAUGUGUGUGUGUAUGAUGGGGGAAGAGAGAGAUGGCGUGAAAGAGGAGGAAAGGGAGGAAGAGGAUGUUGCGAAUGCUGGUCGUGUAUCUGGGAAGAGAGGAUGGUGUGCUGCUGGGCGAAGGGGCGGGUGGUAGAGGAGGAGAGGCGCGAGUUGCAGAAGGGGAGAGCUACUGUUGACUUCCUGUCUGCGUGGUCCCACACACUCCGCACUGACCACCACCAUCACCUCGGCCGAUGGAUGGAAGGACCGGACAUUAGCCAACCCUAGGCAGUUAUGCGGUCCUUUCCUUUUUGGAGUUUUUCUAACAGCUCUUGGGGGCUUCUACCGGAUUUUGUUCUCCUGGUUGGCUGGUCGCCGAGAUACGUGGGAAAUGUUUUGUCUCGGUACAGCUCGUUUUGACGGCCUCACUGAGCUGUCCGAGAUGACGGUCGUGUCGGAGAAGAUUUUUUGGGGAGCUUCCGAGCCGCCUGGAAAAUGUCUCUGCAUCCAGCGUGCGCAACGCUGUCGUGCGAGGCGCUUUCGUGCUUGAAUUGAGGGAACGUGUUGGUUCCGUUCUUGCUGUCCGGCACUAUGUUGUUUGUCAACACCAUGCCGGUGCCAGCGGUGUCGUUUUGAUGUUAUUCUCUCCUUUCCUCACCCUUUUUUCCUGAGCUCUCCUGUAACCACCAUCACUUCUUCUGCGG